UAAAGGCAUUGUUUUUCUCACUUUGCCAAACAGAGCCCCAACAAGAGACCCUAGAUGCAAACCCUGGAAUUCUCUUCCCCUACCUCCAUCAUCGUCGUCAUCAUCACACCCCAGUAGCCACCAUAAUUGAGGAAGUAAGCACCAACCCUCUUCUUCUUCUUCUUCUUCAUAGAUUUGUCGGUGAAUUUGGAUUUCUCCGCUCUCUCUUUCUCUCUUCUUCCUCUUCCGUGGAAUUCAACGAUGGAGUUCGCAAAAGGUGACGCCUUUCCUCUCCCUUCUCUUCCCUGAAACCUUUUUUGCCCAGAUUAGAUGAACCCUCAAUCGGCCCAAGACCCUUUCUGAUUCGAACUCCGUCACUUCCUCUGGAGGAUAGAGAGAAAGAUUUGUUGUGCCUCCCCUUUUUUUCUUGGUGGGUUUAGAUGAUGGUGGAGGAGGAAGCGGUUUCGGGGGUCGCCGGCCAAGAGAGCCCGGCGGCGGCGAAGAAGAGGGGGUUGAACGGCAGGGAGAGGCCGUACAAGGGGAUAAGAAUGAGGAAAUGGGGCAAGUGGGUGGCCGAGAUUCGGGAGCCCAACAAGAGGUCGAGGAUUUGGCUGGGGUCUUACUCGACGCCGGUCGCGGCGGCGAGGGCCUACGACACGGCGGUGUUCUACCUCCGCGGACCCUCGGCUCGGCUCAACUUCCCGGAGUUCCUGGGGGCGGCGGCGGCGGAGGGCGGCGGCGGCGGCGGCAGCUGCGGCGACAUGACGGCCGCUUUCAUAAGGAAGAAGGCGACCGAGGUCGGCGCGAGCGUGGACGCGGCGCUCAACAGCGGCGGCCACGGAUCGGUGCUCAAGAACGGCGGGUCGGGUUUAGGUCACGAGUACAAGGGCUGUGGUGGGUUCUUGCAGAGGGUGGUGGAUUUGAACAAGGUGCCGGAGCCCGAGGACUCGGAUGGUGAAUUCGAGAAAGCUUAGGGGGGGAAAUUGGGAAAAAAAGAAGAAGAAGAAAAAGGUGGUCCUGAUUUCUCCCUGUUUCUCUCUUUCCCUCUGGCGGUGUUUGAAGGAGGGUGGUGGUCUUGGUGGUGGUGGUGGUGGUGGCUGAAGAUAUGAUGAGGCCUAAGUGGGGUUAGUCUUUUACUGUCUCUUUUUGUUUAGUUUUUGAUUUGUUCCUUUUUUUUCACUCUUUCCCCUUUCGAAUUUUUGGAUUUGGAUCAAGAAAUUUUGAUGCUGUACAAAAAGGGCCAAUAGCUAAUUAAAUUGAAUUAUUAACAAAAAAGAGACCUUUCCCCGCCUUGCUC
Molecule: messenger RNA, 1276 nt
Organism: Eucalyptus grandis
Lineage: Eukaryota; Viridiplantae; Streptophyta; Magnoliopsida; Myrtales; Myrtaceae
Product: ethylene-responsive transcription factor ERF011
Exons: 1
Coding region: 420-953 (177 amino acids)
Biological process (GO): regulation of DNA-templated transcription
Molecular function (GO): DNA binding; DNA-binding transcription factor activity
Source: RefSeq, a predicted model, not a curated record